Molecule: messenger RNA, 3591 nt
Organism: Dalotia coriaria
Lineage: Eukaryota; Metazoa; Arthropoda; Insecta; Coleoptera; Staphylinidae
Gene: melt
Product: ventricular zone expressed PH domain-containing protein melted
Exons: 7
Coding region: 530-3262 (910 amino acids)
Biological process (GO): regulation of signal transduction
Cellular component (GO): plasma membrane
Molecular function (GO): phosphatidylinositol-5-phosphate binding
Source: RefSeq, a predicted model, not a curated record
UGGACGUUGCGGUAGUUGUCGGACGACCUGUCGGAGUGUUGUUGCGUUGUUGGUCAUUGCGCGCGCGCAACUGACUUAUCACACACUGCUGCUCACUAAGCUCAUACUCUCACACAGCCGGAGCCCAGUCGCGCGGACUCUGACUGCGGCCAGUGGCGCUGCUUAGACGCGUACGCAUUCGUAAUUCACAUUAUAAAGUUCAUUGACAUGUUCUUCGCCGCUGUGGCCGCGCGAUUAGAAUACCCAACAUGCGUUACAUCUGUUCGCCGCGCCACUCGUGCCUGUAUUGUUCGCGAUAGUCGACCAGCAGGCGAAUAAAACGCAUGCACACACCUCCGGAGUGCCGAGCGAGUGCUGGAGUCGUAUCUUGUGGAUGGUGGAGGUAAGAAUUGCAACGCAAUUGCAUUCCACGCACAUGGGUUUGGCAUCGCAACAACAAAAUAUGAUGGGUUACCUGUUGAAUCUGUGUACGAAUCGUCACAAUCUUGCCUUGAGAUAAACCAACAAGCGUAUUAUCAUCAGCAGCAUCAUGCAUGAGUUAUUCCAGCAGGUUUUGAAGAAUAGAGACUUGUCUCGAGCUGGUGACCUUUUCUCUGUUAGGGAUAGUGUUAUUGUGAAUGAUCUUACUGAAGUGUUGAAAGAGAUAACAGCGAUAGCUUCUCUUGCUGAUUAUGCUCAGAACAACAAUGAUCAAUCAGUGGUGGAAAUAUGUGUGACAAGAGUGAUUUCAUGCAUUCGGGAGACUGGCAGUGUUGAGCAGCAUUGCGAUGCACUUGUCACUCUUCUGGAGUCUUGCCUGCAUCACAAUUUACAGAUCUCUGCACGUGGCGAGGAUCCACCACAUGCGAAAAUCUCAUCGGAUUUGAUUUCAUGCAUUUUUCUUAAUUAUAGUAAAAAGUCAGUGAUGCAACGUGCAUUACCAAUCGCUGUCAAGUUUCUGCACAAAGGAAAUAAGGAAUUAUCAAGGAAUAUGGCAAGUUACUUAUCUCUGGCUGCUAUUGAGCAUGCGUCGUUGUUAAGUCCGCAUGUACAGCCGAUUAUGGACUCGAUUAUAUCAGGCAACUACCCGUUGUGUAGGGUGUUGAGUCAGAUCUAUGAAGUGUCGCCGGAGUUAUUGCAAGGCCACGCGAUGGCGCUGGUGUCGCUCUUGUCACACUGCGAUAAUCAAGAGAAAUUAGCACUUUUGCAUUUGUUUUCAUUGAUUGCCAAGGAUAAUCCAAGUUUAUUGGAGGCUAGCAUUCCGCAACUAUGUGAAUAUCUAAACAAUUCGUUAACUGCAAGUCAAACACUUCAGGUUUUUUUAAAUAUGGCGGAGAAAAAACCUGCCCUGUUGGCGGAUCAUGUGAAUGCUGUGAAGCAAGCUGCGCAAAGACAUCCACAGACAUUAUGUUUAGCUGCUCAGGUUAUUGGUGCCAUUGGAAAAUUAAGCAAAGCUAGAGCUCAGGAUGCGUUGAACUUCGUCCUGGAAUACUUGCCAAAAGCUGACAGAGGCUCCCAAAGCACUCUUCUACGAGAAGCCACCCUCUUGUGCAGUUCAUACCCUGUGUUAUUCACUUUAUUCACUGAUAAAGUCUUGGCUGGUGUACGAAAACAACCCACUUCCAACCACCAAGUCAAUCAACAACUCACGCCAUCUACACCUACAGCACCAACCACAAAUUCUGUCACAUCCGGAGGCGUAACCAUUGUCAAAGUAGGCGGGCAAGCACCAAUUACAACCACGCCACAAGGCGGAUACACACGACGCGCUAAACUCGGAGAUUCACGCAGUACCGGCCGCCUUCACACCGCAACUAAUACAAAUACACACCGCAGCAUGACACGACUUAAUAUCGCUGGAGGUUCGGUGGGUGGCCUACAUAAAAGCAUGACACGUUUAAGCUCCUCGCAACAAAUCAACGCUAUACCGACAAGUGGCGCCACCAACAACACACACAAUGUUACAAUCGGUGGUAAUUUACCGCCUCCACCGCCUCAUAAAUGGACCGUACCGAAAGUACUCAGUGGCGGUGUAACUGUAACAACUAUUUCCCAACCACGCAUGUCACGCCCGCUAAGUCAAGGCCCGCUGCUACACAACGUCACACCUACUCCAUCAUCACACGUAACCAUCACUUCCACUGCCGAUUCAAAAAACGGCAACGGACCAACCAAUAGCACCAUCACAGUGAAUUCUGUAUACAGCGGUGGGCAGGUCAAUGUAUUAACCACGCCCACACAUCAGGAAUCUGUGAAUGUGACUGGUCCCAGCACAGUUACAUCACGAAGAAAUAACAAUACUUCUGUUACACUCUUGAAUGUCAAUCCGACAUCACAGAGAAUGAGUGUGUUUGAACCGUAUCCAAUGCGUGAUACCAUUCAACACUUCUGUGAGAAACAUUUAGACAAAAUUAAAACUUACAUGGAUAAAGUUUCCAUGCGGAUACCUCCUCCAGCAAAAUGCACGAUAGAAGAGAAGCGUCAGAAGAAGUCAGCGAAGUUACAUUUUGGUUGUCAAGCCAGAGGGCAGCACUGUCUGUACUCAAAGACUUUCUUCACGAUGCGCACGCGGAAUCCCAGGAUAUGGAUACAUUUGAUGUUUAUUGCUUUGCAGGCAAAGUCUCCGCAUGCGCUGAGUUCGAGAGAUGUGAGUGUUACAAGUCUGAAGCACUGUUGGGAUAUGUUAAAGUGCGAAAAUAAGACUUUUUUGACUCUGGUCACGAGCGCAUUUCCAUGCUCGAAGGAUCAAGACACGUUGUUGAAUGAACUCAGGCAUAGCGGUUUCUUCGAUGUGUUUCAAUUAACAACCGGAUUGAAUGUCUCUGAAGAGCAGUUGAAUAGUGACCAGCCGCUUUGGGGAUGUUUCUUAUGCACGCAUCCGGAACGCGCUGUUGGUUUCUUAAGAGGUGACACAGCGCCUGUCAUUGAAGGGCAGUUGAAAGAGAAGAAAGGCCGAUGGAGAUUAUUCCGAAGAUGGCGGACGAGGUAUUUCACUUUGAGUGGCGCGCAUUUGUCUUGUAGAGGCUCUAGCGGUGGUGAAAGUAUAGAUGUGAACCAAAUUCGCUCUGUGAAAGUCUCACGCGGCGCGCGCAACAUUCCCAAGGCUUUUGAGAUCUUCACCGGCAACCAGACGCUCAUCCUCAAGCCGAAAGAUGGGAAAAACGCCGAGGAAUGGGUGCAGUGUCUCAGUAUCGUCGUCGCACACUCGCACGCCAAGGAGUUGCCCGGCAAGAGUAAUUCACUGCCGGCACGCGGCAUCAGUGCUAGUCGAACCGCCAUUUAAAUCACAACUGUACAUAUCAAACAAAGCACACAAAAUCAGUACUUAACAAUCUUUCUCUAACAAAAAUGUGGAGUAGAGCGCCCUCUACACGUAUUCAAAGUGAAUCUAAAUGACAACUGGUGGCGGUUAAGAUGGCGUCUUUCAUGAAGUGAUUACAAACUGUUGCACGCAUCGCUUAAAAUCGUUAUAAUGCAAUAUUUUGACAGUUCCAUCACUGAACUACAUUCCAUUUCCGAUAUUCUUUACAUAUCAUAUUAUACAUAUUAUUUUUGUAUAUUGUUAUCAAGUUGAGUGUUUUAUUUUAUAUCAAAAACGUGUAUUAUCAAGAA